Molecule: messenger RNA, 2175 nt
Organism: Ustilaginoidea virens
Lineage: Eukaryota; Fungi; Ascomycota; Sordariomycetes; Hypocreales; Clavicipitaceae
Exons: 2
Coding region: 1-2175 (724 amino acids)
Biological process (GO): transcription by RNA polymerase I
Source: RefSeq, a predicted model, not a curated record
AUGCCUCCCAAGGGGCCUUUCAAGGUACACUCCCUGAGCAAGCACAUCGAGGACACCAAAAAGGGCCUCGGCGCCGAAGCACAGUACAACAAACGACCCGCCGCCAGAGCAGCACCCGUGAUCAAGAAGGAGCGCGGUGCCAUCAAUAAGACCAUUUUCGGUGGCGACAGUGAGGAUGAGGACGGUAGCGUCAGCAGCAGCAGCAGCAGCAGCAGCAGCAGCAGCAGCGACGAUGAAGGAGGCGCCGACUUUUUGCGGAAACUAGCUCCCCCAGCUGCGGCACCAUCAAAGGCCAAGGCCAAGCCCAAGGCCAAUCCCAAGCCCAAGGCCAAGCCCAACAAGGCGGCCAGGAACGACGAGAUUGCCGACAGCGACGACGAGCGGAAAAGCACGGCUAAGAGUCGCGCAUCAGUCAGCACUGCUCUGUCGGUGAAAGGGGAACAGUCAUCCUCGGAUGGCAGUACCAGCCGUUCUGAAUCCGAGUCCGAGUCCGAGUCUGAUUCAGAGCCGGGGAAAGGUGAAGAGAAAGGGACAGCCAACAAGAAGCCGCUCAAGAGUGCAUCCAACCCCAGCUCCACUUCCACUUCCACUUCCACUUCCACUUCCACUUCCGCAUCCGCAUCCGCAUCCGCAUCCGCAUCCGCAUCCGCAUCCGACUCAGACGGGGGGGAAAGUGAAGGCGGUGAUACCCCCGACGCAGAUAGCGAGUCCAGCGAAAGUGAGCGAGACUCCGAAAGCGAGAAGUCGAGCGAGAAAAAGGCAGAUGCGGAACGCAAGCCUGCCAAACGAUCGGCUGAUGGCGAUGCAACGAAUGGCGCUUCAGAUACUAGCUCUAGCGAGGAGAAGAGCGACGAUGAUGAAACGGCUCUCGUCGCUAGAAGGAGCGGCAAGAGGAAGGACUCUUCUUCGGGUGACUCUGACGGAAAUGACGCCGAUGAAUCAAUGCACAUGGCCGACCGGAGAGACGACGGUCCAACCGCUCCCCAAGAUUUCAUUGCCCCUGAUUUCGUCCUUCGCAAGAGCAACGAUGGAGCCAAUGGGCAGGACGUGGCUCGAAUCUGCAGCCAGGCCAAUACGCAAGGAAAGCAUGUUUGGUACUUUACUGUGCCUGCUAACCUGCCGAUUUCCGUCGUCCAGAAUAUGGAGAUACCGUUGGAUCAGUUCAACCAAGGCGAUAGGAUUUUCUCGCACGCGGGGGAAGAUUACGGGAUUUCAUUUGACAAUAUGACGCCUAAGAGCUCAAUCCAAAUUCUGAUUCCCUCUGCGGACGGGGUUCGGUACCAAUCUGGACCCAGGCCAGUUGAGCAAGUGAUGCAUGUCAAGAGAAUCACCCAACUUGGGGAUACAGUCGCAAGCACCUCGUCCGUUGGGUCAGCGGCCUCGAAACAAGCCGGACGCCCGCAACCAAAGGGCCUGAAGGCGAGAUACCAGCCAUUUGGUGUCAGCACGUCGAUGGGCCAGAUAGGAGAUGAUUCGACUUCGGAGCGGGAAGAGGACACCGAAAUGCCGGAUGCUCAUGUUCCUGCUGCCAGAUCAUCAUCAUCAUCAUCAUCCAAGCCCGCACAAGCAAAGGGGGUAGGGAAGGAGGAAGAGGAGAAGACGGAGAAGAGGAAGAAGAAGAAGAAGCGCAACGAGGAAUCGGAUGCGACUCGAAAGGGCAAGAGAAAGCUUUCGUCCGAAGACGAGGCCACGGCCGCAGCAGAGCAACUGAAGGAGGAGAAUCUCUCUGCAGAGAGCAAGGCAAAGAAGCAAAAGACGCUCAGGAAUGCCAGUCCCGAUCUUGGUUCCGACGAGCGCUCAUGCUCGACUGUCAAGAGACAAACACCCGUGCUCCCGCCUACCAUUCCCUGCUCGCAACCGGCUGCGACGACAACACCGGCAAAAUCAUGCAAGUCGAAGAGCAGGAAGAUUGCCACGCCAGCCACUGCGCCGAGGCGGACAGCCGCGCCUGCGCCGUCAGUCCCGGGAAAAGUUUCUCCUGUACUCGUGCCCACUCGUGUCGUGCCGCCCAAGCCUCUGACAGACAAGAAGGAGGAUGGGAAACCGAGAAAACGAAAGGACAGGACGGCCAUUGCCGAGACUCAGCAGAGCCCUCCGCCAAGUGCCCAAGGCGCCAAGAGCUCGAAAAAUAAGGUGACACCAGUGCCGGCUCCGGUAUUCAAAGCAUCGGGCUAG